Molecule: messenger RNA, 2019 nt
Organism: Ictalurus furcatus (blue catfish)
Lineage: Eukaryota; Metazoa; Chordata; Actinopteri; Siluriformes; Ictaluridae
Gene: c8a
Product: complement component 8, alpha polypeptide
Exons: 11
Coding region: 60-1844 (594 amino acids)
Biological process (GO): immune response
Cellular component (GO): membrane attack complex
Molecular function (GO): protein binding
Source: RefSeq, a predicted model, not a curated record
CAAGUGUCUCCGAAUCGCAUCUAGCCUUAGCGAGCAUCUGAAAGCCAGCCGUUUCAGCCAUGAGACAGUUUUGGCCUACAUCUGGAGCUUGUGUUAUUUUGUCUCUGCUUUGUGUCAGCCAGUUUGAUGAGUCCGCUGGUUUCUGGUGGAGGAACAGGACUAAGGUCUUUUCCAGAAGAACUCGAGGUGCUGAUUCACCCAUUCCCAUAGACUGCAAGCUGAAGAGCUGGACGCCGUGGACGCCAUGCGACGCCUGCACAGAGAAAACGGUGCAUUUUCAGUACGUGGAGCGGCACUCGCAGUUCGGAGGCACGAUCUGUGUGCACAGCCAGUGGGAUGAGAAACUAUGUCCGAUUCAGGGCGAGUGCGAGCCUCAGGAUGAGUGUGGAGACCUGUAUGCGUGCCCUGAAACGGGCCGAUGCAUUAGUCAGAACCUUCGCUGCAACGGUGACCAGGAUUGUGGGUUCGGCAGUGAUGAAGACGACUGCGAGAACACACAAAGCCCUGAAACCAAGUGUUACGGCAUGCUGACCAUCCCGGGAGCACAUAAAGCCACACAGGGCUACAAUGCUCUGUCAGAAGUUUUCGUGAACCCCGUUCUGGACCCUAACUACUUCGGAGGUAAAUGUGAGUACAUCUACAAUGGAGAGUGGAGGGAAAUGACGUAUGACUCCUUCUGCGAACACCUUCACUAUAGUGAUGAUGAGAAAUAUUUCAGGAAGCCGUAUAACUUCUUAUCGUAUCGUCUGCUGGCACAUUCUUUCAGCCAGGGAUCAACAGAAGAAUACAGUGAUGCUGUAAGCUUAUUAGAUGCUCGGAAAACAGAGAGUUCUUCCAACUUUGGUGUGACUUUCGGCAUCAUGAAAGUGGAAGUUGGAGUGUCUGGGAGUCAUGCAGAGGAACUGUUGACAAACCUAACACAGUACAACAGUAAGGACGUGCAGUUUGUCCGGCUGCUCUCGACGGUGGAAACGGCGCAGUUUAAGAUGAAGAGUCGGGAUCUGAUGCUGCACGAGGACAUGCUGCAGUCGCUCAUGGAGCUGCCUGAGCAAUACGACUUUGGAGCUUACUCACGCUUCAUCAGUGAAUACGGCACUCAUUAUGUAACGCGAGGCAUCUUGGGAGGCGUUCUGGAUUACGUAGUGGUGAUCGACAAAGCGGUCAUGGAAAGACAGAAGCUGGAGACCCGGGAUGUAAGCAACUGCCUUGGCUUUUCUCUGGGCUUCACACAUUCCUUCAGUAACCAAGCAAGUUUUAAGGCCACAGCAAAACAUGACUCUUGUAAGAAGACAGGAGGACUGGAGAGACUGCGUCAGGAAAAAGAUGACCUGAUCAAGGACACGAUUGGCUUCGUGAAAGGAGGCAUCACAGGCCCCAGCGCCGCUCAGUUAGUCAUCCGUAAUGCAGAGAGUUACAGGUCCUGGGGCAAAUCUCUCAAACACAACCCAGCUGUCAUUAAGUUUGAGGUUCUUCCCAUCUACGAGCUGGUGCGGUUCAGCACGGCAGCGGCUCAGGCACGCACCAGGAUUCCCCUCCUGAAGCAGGCGUGGGAGGAGUACAUUCAGCAGUUCAACCCGUGCCGCUGCGCCCCCUGCAGGAACAACGGCGUCCCCGUGCUCUCACGUACGUCCUGCAGCUGCCUCUGCAGGGAAGGAUACGACGGCCUCGCCUGUGAGAAGGGCACACGCAAAUCUGGUCCUAUUCAUGGAGUGUGGAGCUGCUGGAGUUCCUGGUCUUCUUGCGUGUCUGCAACAAAGACACGAAGAAGAGAGUGUAACAACCCCGCUCCUCAAGACAACGGCUUCCCGUGUCGAGGAACCUCGGUGCAGACGAAACGCUGCUGAAACGAGCGCGUGUUGCUGCUAUAAUCUGACUAGCAUGUAUUCAGUAGAAAGGUUUUGAUGGUUGGAGAAACGUACUGAAAUUUCUGGAUGAAUCUAGUAAUCAGUAAAGCGCUUUAAUAGAAACCCUUACCUGAAAGAACACUCGUUACUGUGCACAUAAAAACGCAGAACGUGA